UGGUGUUUCUCCUAUUGUUGCUGCCGCUCCAUUGCUCUCCAUCACAAUUAUGACUGCAAUUAAAGAUGCUUUUGAAGACUGGAAACGUCACUCCCAAGAUAAUACACUUAACAAAUCAAGAACAACCAAAUUAUCCAAUUGGCGUAAUGUUAAUGUACCUGGAAGUGAUCGUAAACGGUUUAAAUUUUUACGUAGUAUAUUGAAUGGUUUACAGAAAAAUAAAAUUCAUGAAAAUAAUAAUAAGAAUUAUGCAAGUCAAAUGGAAAUAUCAUCAAUUUAUGGUGCAAAAUGGAUAGAUAGUCGUUGGCAAGAUGUUAGAGUUG
This is a messenger RNA of Entrophospora candida, 323 nucleotides long. The record is from the annotation of a GenBank genome assembly. NCBI's taxonomy places the organism in Eukaryota, Fungi, Glomeromycota, Glomeromycetes, Entrophosporales, Entrophosporaceae.